GUGUUUCUGUGAUCGUGAUCUAUAAUCACACAGAACAGCAGUGAUGAAGCUGGUAAUGAGUGUCGUUGUGUUGUUGUGUGUUGGAGCCGCACAGGAUUUAAUGUCACCAACAUUAGACAUCAUCCGUGAACUCCAGAAGAUUAAGACCAUGGAGGAAAAGUUAAAUGUUCUUUAUGAUGAAGUCAGGGAACUAAGGAGCAAGAAUGAUGUCCACACUGAAUUGAAGAGUCUGCUGAACAGCUUGAGUUCUGUUGUAUCGGCGCUGAAUGAUGCAGUUAACAAGCAGGACCAGAAACAGACUGAAACAGUACGAUUGCUGGACAGUUUGAAGUCAUCCAUACAGACUGAUCAACAGAACAAACAGCGUGACUUCGAGUCUCUGUCGAGCUCAUUGAGUGCCCUGAAGAGUUCAGUGUCAGAUCUCACUUCAUCUGUCACAACUCUUUCCUCUAAACAACAGACUUCUGACGUCCCUGUAACCUGUAAAUCUGGCUGGAUAUCGCACAAAAGCAGCUGUUUCUUGUUCUCUAGUAAUGCACUCAACUGGACUGCCGCACGAGAUUACUGCAAAGCACAGGGCGCGUUACUCCUCAAAAUACAAGACGACGACAGGGAGUGGGCAUUCUUGAACCAUCAUACCUUACCCACAUCCUACUGGGUCGGUCUAAAUGAUCAGACCACAGGCCAGUGGAGAUGGGCGGAUGACACUCCUUACACCAUGAACAAAGAACGAUGGAAUACCGGGCAGCCAGAUGACUGGAAUCAACACGGUCUGGGAGAUAAAGGAGAGAAAGGAGAGGACUGUGCAGCGAUUACAAGUACUGGGAAACUAAAUGACAGUCACUGCUCCAACAAAGUGGGAUUCAUUUGCAGAGUACAAUUCUGAAACUGAAAAUAGCUGUGGUGUAGUGCCAUCUGAAUGACAAAUGAAAAGGAUCCAGUCACUGACGUGAAAACAUUUAACACUAUAUAUAACACUGAUUUGUAGGGGUGUGAUGAGAUCUCGCGAGAUUGUGACAAGAUUUCUUGUCGAGGUGAAAAGCUGUCUCUCGAUAUUGCCAUGACGGAGUGUAAAAUUAGGAUAGAAUAUGCCACCGCUACGUUUACAUUACGCCUCCACUGUCGUUUUGCUUUUUAUAGAAAUAAAAACCAUUUAUUUUAGUUGGAUAACGGUUGCUUCAAUCCCAUCCAUCUCAUACGACAUGAGCUGCAGAGUCGUACACAGUGCAGCAGGAAUCAGAGUUCACUGAUCAUGUGAUGAGAGUAAGUGAUGAGAUGACUGACAAGGCCAUGGCGGAGGAUUCAUUGCGCAACAGAGCCAAAGCAUCUGACAAAUGUCUUAUCUUGUAGAAGGUGCACUCAGCACCGUCGCCCCCUAUUCACAGAGUAUGUGCGAAAGUGAAAGUAAAACGCGAGCGCGCAUUCAAACACGAUUUCAAUACCAAGCAUUUUGAAAGUGGCUCCCUGAUGCAUGAAAAUAUCUCUCAAUAUGAGAGCUAUCUUAGGCUGGGCUGUGUAGUUGUAACCAUCUCGCAGCUCUGUAUCAUGCUUGAAGAAUAAAUUUGGUCUCUGUUUGCACUUUGAAUAUUGAGAGAGUACUUUGAUUAUGGUUGCACUUAUUGUUUGCACUUUAUGAUGUUUUAUUAACAAAGAUCGGGAGGAGCACAUUCAAAUGAUCUACCCAAUCAGCAUAAGAGGAGUCCUAUAAAUACGUAGCUGACUCACCUAUGUUCCUCAACAGUUUUUUCUGCAUCCCUCCACCACCCUGUCUCCUCACACUUGCCUGGUUACUAUCCUAACCAAAGAUACGGGGGAGUACUCUAGGUUUCCGAGCUCAGAGUCCUCCCCCGGACAGCAUGCCAAAUACACAUACUUUUUAUUCGAUCUACUCAAGCGUGAACUCGUGAAAAAAGACUAAGAGAAAACUGUUAUUCAUGUUUAUUUCUAUGAUCAAUUUGUGAACAGGAGUUCAGUUAGGAGGUCAAAAGUUGUAGAAGCUCAUAAAUCAUGUACAGUUGUAAGGUCUGAAGAGACUCAUAAAAUCAUACAGGAGAGAAGCCAGUGAGUUGAGUUUGUGGCAAAACCUUUUACAGUGCUUGUAUAUUGUUGUCUUUUACUGCAUAUGAUAAUUCAUACUACUAAAAAGUAGAACUGAAAUGACAUUCAUUACAAGAUGAUUAGUUAAAACAUUUCAAAUGCAGCUACAGACUAUUUUUCUAGUAAUGUAUUUCAUCAUUGAGGAUUUCUUAAAAGUCUCGACUCUUUCUCGUGAACUCAAUCUCGUGUCUCGUGAGCUAACUCUCUCAUCACACCCCUACUGAUUUGACAAUAAAAUCUUUUUCUGUCUUAAUCAUCACUUAAGAUAAAUCAGCAUUUUGACUUUUUCUACAAAAUGUGAGUUGUGUGGCAUUAGAAGAGCAUCAGAUGUUAGAUAUUCUUCCAAUUUACUUGAAUAAAUGUUUCUGCUGUUUCUUCAUAAUUGACCUUUAUUAAGCAAUAAAUGGCUCAUUAAUAAUAAAAUCAGUAAUCAGUAACAGACUGAAUGGUUGCUUAUUAAAAUGUUGUAUUACUUUGCUGCUGUUCCAAUGAAUU
Messenger RNA from Ctenopharyngodon idella (grass carp), 2592 nucleotides. RefSeq names its product asialoglycoprotein receptor 1-like. Bases 44 to 886 code for a protein of 280 amino acids. The record is from RefSeq and is a predicted model, not a curated record. The transcript has 7 exons. NCBI's taxonomy places the organism in Eukaryota, Metazoa, Chordata, Actinopteri, Cypriniformes, Xenocyprididae.